Messenger RNA from Pseudogymnoascus destructans, 4774 nucleotides. RefSeq names its product Transcription initiation factor TFIID subunit 2 (gene TAF2). Gene Ontology annotation, cellular component: transcription factor TFIID complex. The transcript is spliced from 2 exons. Gene Ontology annotation, biological process: transcription initiation at RNA polymerase II promoter. The record is from RefSeq and is a predicted model, not a curated record. Bases 554 to 4774 code for a protein of 1406 amino acids. Lineage: Eukaryota; Fungi; Ascomycota; Leotiomycetes; Thelebolales; Thelebolaceae. Gene Ontology annotation, molecular function: chromatin binding; RNA polymerase II general transcription initiation factor activity; transcription cis-regulatory region binding.
AUCUUUUUACCAAAAGCAAAUAUUGCGAGUUGAUAUUCACUGUGGUUGUGGCACGUGAUCUAUAUAAUUUGGGGCCUUGCCAAGUAACUUAUGGUUCACAGCUCGAUCGAGUCCAGAGCAAAUAAAUGUCACACUUUCCAGAGCUUCCACUAUCACCAAGUGGGCGCCUUAGACAAUCACAGCGCCCGCAGUAGAUAAACAUUCCCAUAAUAAAGCACAAUAAACAAAAUUUUACUUUGACCUCACCCACCUUGGUAGCUUUCAUCACUCCAACCUCAGCGCAAGACCACUCCUGCGAUCCUCAGGUUUGGCGCAAGCUCCGCGACACAUCCUGAACUCUCCAUCUACACAAACCUCGCAACCACGCCCCGCGACGCGCAAGACCACCCCAACAACCCGAUCGCAAACACCGCAGCCACUCCAUGACAUCUCGGCCCACGUGAAGCAGCGCGCAUAUGAAUGAGGCUCCACGCAGGCCCGGGCGCGAGUCGUGAAGGCGGCCACUCAACCACCGAGGAGCAACCGCGAUAGCCACCCAUCCACCACCACGACGAUGGACGGCGCGGCGCCACGCGCCGCCACUGCGCCCGUCGAGGAGUACUCGCCCGGCUUCGUCGUCUCGCACCAGAAGCUCGAGGUCGAGAUCGACUUUGUGGGCCGCUGCAUCGUCGGCCGCACCGAAAUCACGAUCCUGCCCCAGCGCCGCGACCUGAAGGAACUGAGGUUCAAUGCGCGACAGUGCCAGAUACCGGGGAGGGGAGUGCUGGUUAAUGGACGCGCGGCGGAGAUACAAUAUGAGGACCCUUAUGAGCGGGUUAAUGUCCCCGACUAUAUCAUCCAGAACGCGCACCAGCAUGAGUUGCAGAAGGAUAGGGUGAAGUCGUUGCUCAACUCCCGCACCAUACCGGGCGAGUUAACCAUCUAUAUGCCCAGAUCGGUGAAAAUCGAAGACGUCAAUCCUUUCUCGGAGCAGGCACCGAGCGCGGUGAAGGACAGGGCGCUGGUGAAUGCGAGGGCGUCGUCGGUGACUGCGAAUGGGACUUCGAUUACUGCCUCCACGCCUAUAUUAACUCCGAAGUCGAGCGAAGAUCAGUCGAUACGUUUUGCGCCACUGACGGUAUCGAUACCAUUCUCGGUGAAGAGCUUCAGGGAUGGGCUGCACUGGGUGGGCGUGCAGGAUGGAGAUACGAAAUACCCACAUGUGUAUACGAGGCAUUCGCUGUUUGGCGGCGUUGCAAGUUGCAUAUUUCCUUGCAUCGACAAUCCGGCAAUGAGGUGCACAUGGGAAGUAGUGAUCAAGUGCGGUAGGACCUUGGGAGAUGCCAUGAGGCGGACAACACCGCUGAAAGCAAAUGGGAUACACUCGAACAAAAAGGGACUGGAAAGCCUCAAGGCCAACGGGGUUAAUGGGGCUCACGGGCACUCUGAGUCUUCGGAAUUUGUUAUAGAUCUCAGCAAUGAGGACAGUCUUCUGGAGAUGAAUGCUGUCUGUGCAGGGGAGCUCAUUCACGAAGUGCAAGACCCAAAGGACAUCACCAAGAAGAUCGUUACCUACCACUGCAGCACCCAAGUUGGGCCAGAACAUAUCGGCUUCUCUGUGGGCCCUUUCGAGCAGGUGGAUCUCUCCGAAUUCCGCGAGGAUGAAGGGAAUGACAAGCUUGGCCAGAAAGCCGUCAAAGUCUACGGUUACUGUUUACCAGGUCGCGCGGAUGAGCUCAAGAACACGUGCGAGACGAUGGCAUUCGCUGUCGAUUGGUUUUCUCUCAAUUUCGGCUCCUACCCCUUUCCCGACUACAAAGUCUGCUUUGUGGACGACCAGAUCUCGGAUACUAUAUCGGUGGCAGCUCUGUCGUUGUGCAGCUCGCGGCUGAUAAUCCCGGAAGAUAUCAUCGAUCCCGAGGUUGAGAUGACUCGGAAACUCAUUCACGCUCUUGCUAGCCAGUGGAUCGGUGUGAACAUCAUUCCAAGCCAGCGGAGGGACAUGUGGGUUGUAGUUGGGGUAUCAUACUACAUCACAGAUCUGUGCAUUCAGAAGCUUUGCGGGAAUAAUGAUUAUCGAUUCCGACAAAAAGCCAAUGCGGAUAAACUUGUGGACUUGGACUUUCAACGGCCGUCAAUACACGCCUUGGGAGAAACCCUUCACCUGGGACAGUUUGAAAUGGACUUCAUGAUCUUGAAGGCGCCGUUGGUGCUUUUUAUACUUGACCGGCGGUUAACGAAAUUAUCUGGGUCCACGGGAAUUGUUCGUGUCAUUUCCAGGUUACUCUACAAUGCCAGUAUCGGCGAAGUCUCAGACAGGGCUGUUACGACGGAGGGAUUUCGAAGGUUAUGCGAGAAGAUUGGGCAUUAUAAGCUCGAUGCAUUCUUCAACCAAUGGAUCAUGGGAGCCGGGUGUCCAAGAUUCCAAGUGACCCAGAAGUUCAACAAGAAGAAACUAGCGGUGGAGAUGACCAUCAGCCAGAAGCAAGAUACUCAACCGACACAGCGAAAGCUCGAAAAGCACCAGUUUCUGAGAGAAUUCAAAGAGGAAGCUUACGGCGUUUAUGCAGGAGAUGUUCAGCCCGUCUUCACAGGACCCAUGACAAUCAGGAUUCACGAAUCUGAUGGGACGCCUUACGAACAUAUCGUGGAGAUAAGAGAAGGGAUACAGAAAAUCGAGAUUCCCUAUCACACGAAAUACAAGCGCCUGAAAAGGAGUCGGCGAGAAAAAGAACGAGCUACAGCUGGCCCUGGCGUGGAUAUUACUACAGAGAAUCACGAUGAUGUGCUUCUGUAUUGCUUAGGCGAUGUUUUGCAGUCGAAGGAGGAUGUGCAGGAGUGGGGUUUGGUGGAUUGGGACACAGAGAUGGAGGUGAAGAUGGAUCAAGAGUCGUACGAAUGGAUUCGCAUGGACGCUGAUUUCGAAUGGAUCUGCGAGUUAAAUCUGAACAUGCCGUCAUACAUGUAUCUUUCCCAGCUACAACAGGACAGAGAUGUUGUUGCUCAACAAGACUCUAUGCUUUUCUUAGCCAAGAGCCCACCGCAUCCUCUGGUGUCGACUAUUCUAAUUAGGACGCUGAUGGACCGCCGGUAUUUCUGGGGGAUCCGGGAAAUGGCUUGCAGAUACCUCGCGACGCAUGGUGUUGAAGCCCACAGCUGGAUUGGCAGAGUCCACCUCGAAAAAGCGUUCCAGAGGAUGUUUUGCUAUCCCGGCUCGAGCAUGCCUAAGUCGAACGAUUUCUCCGACAAGACGGACUAUCGCAUGAAACUGGCGAUCCCAAAGGCCAUGGCCAGGGUUCGCAACAUCGAAGGCAAAUGUCCUCUUGAAGCACGCCAAUUCCUUCUUGACUUGCUUAGGUUCAACGACAAUGGCAACAACGAGUACUCCGAUUACUAUUACAUCUGUACGUUAAUGAAGGCCCUCGCAGACUCCUUGAUACCCAUCAAAAAUGAGACUCCGGGUGGUAUGAGCUUCAGUUUUGCAGACGAAGAUGAGGAGGAACUACAGAGAUUCCAGCAGGUUGCUCUCGAGGAGAUUGAGAGAUACCGGAGGAUGGACGAGUGGAUAUUAUCCUACCAGAACAUCUACACGAAAACCGCCUUGGAGUGCAAGCGUCGCCUGAUGAAGAGCAAAAUUACGCCUUCAGAUCCUAGAGAGUUGUUCGCAUACACGCACGACGGAACUAUGGACCUCGUGCGCAUACAAGCUUUUGAUGCAUUGACCGACCUCGGAUAUCUCUCUAACCACCACCUUUUAAGAUACUUCUUGAAUGUAAUGAGCACUGAUGCCUCGCCUUUCGUUCGAGAUCGUCUUUGCCAGAUUUUGUUUUCCGGCCUUGGAGCUGUCGCGCUCGGCGAGCACAGCAAAGCUGCAGUAGAACCAAAGCAAGAAGAGGACAUGGAUACCCUGAUUGUCGAGAACGAGACAUCAAUGGAGGCUAAGAAGGCACUUGUUGCGCGAACAACAAGCAUAGAGGGUGCGAUGAAUGCGCUUAAAGAGGAGCUCGAGAAGAAUGCAACUCUUAAGCAGGGGUUAUGGGAUGCCGUAAGGUCAAGACAAGUCGCGGUGUCUGAGCAAGCUGAUUACCUUGAUAUAUGCACCGUCCUCUACGACGCGAUAGAGUCUAUGGUUGUGCGCAUGAAAUAUCCACGGUAUUGGAAAGCGAAGCAUCUUGGAAAGGGCAAAAUACGCUUCUGGCAGACUGAUAAAAUCCGCACUAAGCCGCGUCCGCGUCCUGUGGCGGUCCCUGUGAAGAAAACUGCUCCGCCCAUUAUCGUGGGACCACAGAGACCUACAUCAUCACCUUCUGUGGCCCGAGGGGAUACUAUCAAGGCUGAGCACGGCAGUAUGAAGCCGCCAAAACGUCCUGCGCCACCCAACUUCAGCGACAGAGCCCGUCCUUCAAAAAUCCUGAAGCUCCGCCUGUCGCACGAAAAACUUAAACGAUUUCCCCGCGGCGGCCCUGCACGAUCCCCUCUACCAUCAUCACGACCCUCUCAAUCACCCUCCCUCUCCAAACCUUCGCCAUCUCCUUCUCUUUCGAAACCCCCACGCGAGUCUCCAACACCGUCAUGGUCGUCGGCCUCACCCGGACCUCGCAACACCACCCCCGGAACAUCCGGUACCACAGGCCAGAAAAUCCGCGUUCCACUCCCCAGCGGCGCCCGUGUACCUCUCCCCAGCGGACCAACCCCGCCUCCCCAGUUACCGGCCAAGUCUAGUCCCAAGCCUAGUCUCAAGAUCAGGUUAAGCUUUGGAGCGAAGAAGACGGAGCCGAAGACGGAGCCGAAGUAG